CACGGGUUUGAAAGCAUCAUUUUGCCGCAACAUUAGCCAGUCAUCUGUCGGAACCGGAACCACAGAGUUCGGGUGUGCACGCAGUUUCUGAUCCUCAUGGACGCGCAGCAGAGCCCCGUGGAGAUGAAGGAUGCUCCGCGGGAUGCAGCGGAUGCUGAGACCGAUGUGAGCGAGGCGGAACGGGAGAGGGAGCCCAUGACCGGGACCGGGGGGGCAGACGCCGAUGAGGGGGCUGCGUCUGACGGGCUGAUGGAGCCGCCGGCAGCGGAGGCGGAAAAGAACGGGACCGUGAAGCUGAAGGUCCUGGAGGAGGAUGAGGAGCAGACGAAGUUCACGGGGCUGAACAAGGAGGAGCUGCUGAGGGUGGCUGGGAGCCCGGGGUGGGUGAGGACCCGCUGGGCCCUCCUGUUGGUGUUCUGGAUCGGCUGGUUGGGGAUGCUGGUGGGGGCCGUCCUCAUCAUCCUGCGGGCCCCGGUCUGCAGGGAGCUGCCCCCCACCGACUGGUGGAACGAGGGCCCGCUGCUCCAGAUCAAGAACCUUCAAGCCUUCAGCGAAACCAGGGACCUGAAAGGUUUGGAGCAGAAAGUCAGCACCUUGUCGGGGCUGAAACUCAAAGGUCUGGUGAUCGGUCCGAUCCACGCCGCUCCGGCUGAUGAUCCAAUGAACCUGGAGUUCGAGGAGAUCUCUCCGGAGUUUGGGAACCUGGAGCAGUUCAACAGCCUCCUCCAGACGGCUCAUAGGAAAGGUGUUUUUGUGGUUUUAGAUUUGACUCCAAACUACCGGGGAUCUUCUGGACCCUGGUUCUCCAGCGCCAGUGUGACUAAUGUGGCAGAAAGACUGAAGUCUGCGCUCGUCUUCUGGCUCAGUGAAGGAGUGGACGGCAUCCAGCUGCCGGGGGUCGAGGAUUUGGCCCGCAUGGUUCCUUCCCUCUGGACUGACAUCCGGGCCAUCGUCCAAAACGGGACUGACAAGUAUCCCAACAAGAGAGUCCUGAUCGGAGUGACGGAGGCAUCCUCUGCUGAAACCGUGUCGGACCUUCUCUCCUCAACCGGAGUGGACCUGCUGCUCUCCGGCGUCCUCUCUGCCUCCGACCAGACUGAGCGUGCUCACAGCGUUCAGGUGCUGUAUUCCAACCACAGUCAGACCAAGCUGGCCUGGAGCCUGGAGGCCCCGCGGGACCUGAGCCGCGAUCUGGUCAAAGUGAACCAGCUGCUGCUGCUGACGCUCCCCGGGACGCCGGUGUUCAUCGGCGGAGACGGGAUUGGGCUGAAGGACGAGGACAUCAAGGUAGUCUGGGACUCUGAGACGGAGCUGAAUUCCUCUCUGCAGGGCGAGCGAGGCGAGCGCAGUUUUUUCCAGUCCAUCAGUGAACUGCGCGGAAAAGAGCGCUCCCUGCUCUUUGGGGACUUCUCCCUCCUCUUUAACUCUUCCUCCUCCCUGGCGUACCUGCGCUUCUGGGAUCAGAGCACCCGCUUCUUGGCUGCUUUCAACUGGGCGGCGGAGGAGGUGGAGCUCCAGCUGAGCGGGGCGGGGCUUCCACACCACGUCACAGUCGUCCGGAGCACCAACACCAGCGCUCUACCCGAAGAGAGCAGCGUGGACCUGCGGAAGCUGCGUCUGGGGUCCGGACAGGCCGCCCUCGUCCGGUUCCCCCAUGAUGGAUAAACGCCGACAGAGUCACGAGAAAGGUCACUGGAAAGGUUAAAUGCAUGAAGAUGUAAGCUGUGUGACUUCAGGAGAACACUUCCUGCCACCAUCAGCGUAACUUGAGUCAACCUUCAGUUGGGAUUCUGCUGAUUUGAACCAUUUCUUUAUUGAUCUGUGGCUCCUCCUCCUUUAAUGUUUUUUUUAAGUCAGUCAGAAAGCUGAUUCAGUCCAUGACAUGAUCCCACUGCCUCCAAAAUAACAUUCCCAACAUUCCUGAUCCAUGCCCAUCCAGGAAUCUCAGAUUUAUUUGAAAGUUUCUCUGCAUUGUUCCUCCUCUUCCUCCUCUUUUAAGAUCUGCAAUCUGAAAAACUGCCAUUUCUACAGAGAUGGAGCAGAAACUGGAAGUCUGACAGCAGCAGGAAACACUCAAACAACCCAUUUGCAGUGUCACCUUCUUUGGCUUUCGGCUGCUCCCCUUAGGGGUCGCCUCAGCCAAUCGUCUGCCUCCUUCUAACCGCACCCCCAGCAUCCUCUUCGCUCACACCAUCAUUUGGGAUUUGGCUUUGAUUUCAUGCAUUUAACCGGGUUUUGGACCUUCUGGUUGCAGAAUUUUCUGGUUCAUAAAGAUGAAAUAUUGUCAGUGGGUCAACUUCCAUGUGACUGAGCGGAAGAGUAUCUAUAUGUGAUGUGCUCACUGUUUGUGUUGUACAUUCAACAGAAAAAAUAAAAACAAAAGAUUUCAAGCAUAACUAAA
Molecule: messenger RNA, 2401 nt
Organism: Oryzias latipes (Japanese medaka)
Lineage: Eukaryota; Metazoa; Chordata; Actinopteri; Beloniformes; Adrianichthyidae
Product: amino acid transporter heavy chain SLC3A2
Biological process (GO): carbohydrate metabolic process; phenylalanine transport; L-alanine import across plasma membrane
Cellular component (GO): basolateral plasma membrane; apical plasma membrane
Molecular function (GO): L-alanine transmembrane transporter activity; L-leucine transmembrane transporter activity; aromatic amino acid transmembrane transporter activity
Source: RefSeq, a predicted model, not a curated record